Molecule: messenger RNA, 219 nt
Organism: Didymodactylos carnosus
Lineage: Eukaryota; Metazoa; Rotifera; Eurotatoria; Philodinida; Philodinidae
Source: the annotation of a GenBank genome assembly
AUGCAUCUAUUCGAUUGUGUAGAAUAUAGUACAUUAGGUCAAGCAUUAACAGUUCGAUAUCAACAACUUCAACAAGAAUAUGAACAAUUAAAUCAAUCGAAUAUUAUUGAAACAAGUUUUGAAUUAUUUUGUGCUAUUGAUCAUCUCGUGUGGUCACGUAUACUUGAUUUACCUGAAAAUGAACCUCUAUCAUUAGUACCAUUUAUUGACUUUUGCUAA